AUGGCUUCUCAUCUUAUUCUUGAUGGUGCUUCCCAUAAAAUAUGGAACGAUGAAGGUGUUAGUGAUACUGCUGGUAUGCACAAAUUUAAACCACAUCAACCUGAUACUGGAAAAAUUAUGAACAAUGUUCUUGAAGCAAUUGGUAAUACACCAUUAGUAAAGUUAAAUAAAAUUCCUAAAGAAUAUGGUAUUGAAUGUAACAUUUAUGUUAAACCUGAAUAUUUAAAUGCUGGAGGAUCAGUUAAAGAUCGUAUUGGUGUUCGAAUGAUUGAAUUAGCAGAGGCUGAAGGAAUAUUAAAACCAGGAAUGACUUUAAUUGAACCAACAUCUGGUAAUACUGGAAUUGGAUUAGCUUUGGCAGCUGCUGUUAAAGGAUACAAAUGUAUUAUUGUUAUGCCAGAGAAGAUGUCAAAAGAAAAAGAAGUUAUUAUUAGAGCUCUUGGUGCAAAAAUAGUUCGUACACCAACAGAAGCUGCUUGGGAUUCACCUGAUUCACAUAUUGGUGUUUCUGCUAGACUUGAAAAAGAAAUUGAGGGUGGUAUUAUACUUAAUCAAUAUAAUAAUGCUGGAAAUCCAAUGGCUCAUUAUGAAUCAACAGCUACUGAAAUUCUUGAAUCAUUACAAAAUAAUGUUGACAUGCUAGUAGUUGGUGUUGGUACAGGAGGAUCUAUUUCUGGUUUAGCUAAAAAAGUUAAAAAAGUAGUACCAAAGGCUAAAAUUGUUGGAGUAGAUCCAGUUGGUUCUCUUUUAGCUGAUCCACAUAAUAGUGAGGUACACAGUUAUUUAGUAGAAGGAAUUGGUUAUGAUUUCAUUCCUGAUGUUUGUGAUCUAAAACUUAUUGAUGAAUGGAUAAAAGCAAAUGAUAAAGAUUCAUUUCUUAUGGCUCGUGAAUUAAUAAGAAAAGAAGGAUUUUUAUGUGGUGGAUCAUCGGGAUCUAAUGUUUGGGGUGCUCUUCAAGCUGCUAAAAAGUUAAAAAAAGGACAAAAUUGUGUUGUUCUUUUACCUGAUGGUAUUCGAAAUUAUAUGACAAAAUUCUGUGAUGAUGAUUGGAUGUUUGAACAUCAUUUUAUGGAAAAACCAAAUCCAAUACCUAUAAUUCCAAAAGAAGAUCAUCCAUUUAAAAAUGGUCUUAAUUAUGAUCCAUCAAAAAAACCAUCUGAACAAUGGAAAUAUCCCCCACCUGCACCAGCAUUUUACCCAAUCAAGAAAACUCUUAUUAAUUCUAUUCUUGAAGCAAUAGGUCAUACUCCAUUAGUAAGACUUAAUAAAAUGCCAAAAGAAUUAGGUAUUGAGGCUGAAGUUUUAGUAAAAUGUGAAUAUUUUAAUGCUGGUGGUUCAAUAAAAGAUCGUGUUGCUCUUCGUAUGGUUGAGGCAGCAGAAGAAAGUGGAGUCUUGAAACCGGGAAUGACAAUUAUUGAACCAACAUCUGGUAAUACUGGAAUUGGAUUAGCACUUGUUUCUGCCGUUAAAGGAUAUCGUUGUAUUAUUGUUAUGCCUAAAAAAAUGUCAAAAGAAAAAGAAAUAGCUUUAAAACUUUUAGGAGCAGAGAUUGUAAGAACACCAACUGAGGCAGACUCUGAUUCACCUGAUUCACAUAUUGGUGUUGCAAUUAGAUUACAAAAUGAAAUCCCUAAUUCAAUAAUACUUGAUCAAUAUACUAAUUUUGCCAAUCCCCAGGCUCAUUAUGAAUAUACUGCUGAGGAAAUUUUGUAUGCCUGUGACAACAAAAUUGAUUCAAUUGUUAUUGGUGCAGGUACUGGAGGAUCUGUUACAGGAAUUGGUAAAAAAAUAAAAGAAAAAAUUCCAUCAUGUCAGAUAAUUGGUACAGAUCCAGAAGGAUCAUUACUAGCUAAUCCAGAUGUUAAAGAAAUUCAUGGAUAUGAAGUUGAAGGUACCGGUUAUGAUUUUGUUCCAGCUGUUCUUGAUAGAAGUGUUAUUGAUGUUUGGGUAAAAACUAAUGAUAAAAAUUCAUUUGAAACAGCAAGUAAAUUAAUUCAUGAUGAAGGAUUAUUAUGUGGUGGAUCAUCAGGAUCAAAUGUUUGGGCGGGUUUGGAGUGUGCCAAAAAAUUAAAAAAAGGACAAAGAAUGGUUAUUGUUUUACCUGAUGGUGUUAGAAACUACCUCACCAAAUUUGUUGAUCCAGCAUGGAUGAAACAAAGAAAUUACAAAGUGGCUGAAUAA
This is a messenger RNA of Strongyloides ratti, 2181 nucleotides long. RefSeq names its product Cystathionine beta-synthase. Gene Ontology annotation, molecular function: cystathionine beta-synthase activity; cysteine synthase activity. The record is from RefSeq and is a predicted model, not a curated record. Lineage: Eukaryota; Metazoa; Nematoda; Chromadorea; Rhabditida; Strongyloididae. Gene Ontology annotation, cellular component: cytoplasm. The coding region runs from base 1 to 2181 and encodes 726 amino acids. The transcript is spliced from 2 exons.